AUGGGUCUACAAGUGAUUGUUGUUGGUGCAGGCUUGGCUGGCCUCGCAGCUGCAAUUGCUCUUCAUCGUGCGGGCCACGACGUGAAGGUUAUCGAACAAUCGGGCUUCCACAACGAAGUGGGAGCUGCGAUUCACGUCGCCCCCAAUGCUACCCGCGUUUUGAAGGACCUUGGCUGUGAUUUCAAUAGCCUCCAUCCCGUUCAAUGCAAUCGCUUGCAAGUCUGGAGCCCGAAUGCCGAGCUUCUCUGGACCCCCGUGGUUACAGAAGACCUACAGAAGUCGCUCGGGACUACCGAUGAGUGGGUUCUUACCCAUCGCGUCGACCUUCACAACACUUUGCGUGAAGCCGCCGCUCAAACAGACGCUGAGGCUGGUACCAUCACACUCGAGAAUGGGACUGUAUACACAGGCGAUCUGAUUGUCGGAGCCGAUGGAAUCCAUUCUCGAGCUGUGAAAGCAAUUGUGGGUGAAACGCAAGGAAAGGAGAGCACCGGCCAGAACUGCUUCCGAUUCCUCGUUCCGGUGGCAAAGGCACAGGCCAAUCCGUUGACAGCUGCACUCCUGGCGAAGACUGGGCUAGAUGGCGUUCACGCCAUCACCGCUCCGGAUCGCCGCCUGGUUGUCUACCCUUGUCGUUCCGGCGAACUUCUUAACAUUGUGGCAAUUCAUCCAGCGGAAACUGAGGAGCCGAAGGAAGCUUCUUGGUUGGAAUCCGGUAAUCUCGACCACCUGGUCGAAACGUACUCGUCCUUUGGCCCCGAGUGUCAAGAGCUUUGUCGCAUGGCUGAGGAUCUUAAGCUUUGGAGCUUAGCGUCGCGCACUCCGCCGCAGACUUUCUUCAAGGGCAAACUUGCCUUGGUCGGCGAUGCAGCGCAUCCGACACUUCCGCACCAGGGUCAAGGCGGCGCGCAGGCGUUUGAGGACGGGGCCGCUUUGGGUGGUGUGUUUCCAGCAGAUACCACACCUGAUCAAGUGCCCCAGCGCUUGGCGUUGUAUAAUCAGGUCCGCUACGACCGAGCAGUGACUGUGAUGAUGAUGUCGAAAACCCAUGAUGAGCGACGAGCGGAGAUGCUGGCCGAGCUCCGAGAAUACGUCCCUAAUGCGGAGUUACCCGCAAACAUGUUUUCAUUCACCUGGCCAUCCCGCCCCGCUGAGGAUGCCAGGCGUCUGCUGGCCGAGCAAACUGUCUAG
Molecule: messenger RNA, 1191 nt
Organism: Aspergillus affinis
Lineage: Eukaryota; Fungi; Ascomycota; Eurotiomycetes; Eurotiales; Aspergillaceae
Product: putative salicylate hydroxylase
Exons: 6
Coding region: 1-1191 (396 amino acids)
Molecular function (GO): FAD binding; monooxygenase activity
Source: RefSeq, a predicted model, not a curated record